Pipra filicauda (Wire-tailed manakin) is the source of this 10060-nucleotide messenger RNA. It is a transcript of the gene FREM1, whose product is annotated as FRAS1 related extracellular matrix 1. Gene Ontology annotation, cellular component: membrane. The record is from RefSeq and is a predicted model, not a curated record. The coding region runs from base 125 to 6661 and encodes 2178 amino acids. The transcript has 36 exons. Lineage: Eukaryota; Metazoa; Chordata; Aves; Passeriformes; Pipridae. Gene Ontology annotation, biological process: cell communication.
UUUUUACCUGCAACUAAUAUUUUGGUGCUUCAUUAUACGGCAAAAGUCUGCUUGUGGAGAAAGAAGACUCCUUCUGUUAAGAAAUUUUUUUCACUGGUGGAAAAGGCUGGCUUCCCCUUAUAAUAUGAAGUCCUUUGAGAAAAGCUGGCUAUUUCUGCUGCUGCCUGUCAUGCUAAGAGUGGUGUGUUCCUCCUUUAUCAGCGUGAACCGCGGGGUGAAAGUGAUGAAGGGACAGUCUGUCUUCCUGUUAGAAGAUGACCUCAAGUUUUCCAUCCCCAGAGAGAAGGAUGUCUGCAAAGUUGAAGUUGUGAUUAAUGAGCCAAUAACGCAGAGAGUUGGAAAAUUAACUCCACAGGUUUUUGACUGUCACUUCCUUCCUAAUGAGGUCAAAUAUACCCACAAUGGCUGUCCAAUUUUAGACGAAGACAUGGUCAUGCUUCGGCUGUACAGGUUUACAGAAGUGGAAACAUUUGUAGAAACAUUCACCCUUCACGUGCAGUUACUUGAGCCAGACUGUAACAUCAUAAAAAUGCGCUCCCAUGCCCUGGAGGUCCCUGAGUACUAUGGUCUGUCCAGGGUGAUUGACAAGAACAUUCUCACUUUUGAUUAUGACAGGAAGAUAAAUCUGGAUUGCACCAUUUCCAUAAUCUCUUCAGAAACCCACCUGCCUGCACAUGGCCAGCUCACCACCGGGAAAGUGCAGCAAGAGCAGAUUCAUGGAGAUCAGCCACAGAGCUUAUUCCCUGGCACUAAGCACAGCCUGGGCCAGCAGUGCAGAAAUGGGAGCUGCAUGCUGGGACUAGGAGUCAUUCACAACAAAAAAAUGAGCUGUGAAGAAUUUCUGAGGAUGGGGAUUCGGUAUAGACAUCUUGACCCUCCCUCACCUGACACUGAUUAUAUUCCUGUGCGGUUGGAUCUCACAGACAGCAGAAGCAAAACUCUGCACAAGACUGAGUAUGCGUGGCUCCCUGUUCACAUUAAAGGUGCUGUUCCCAACCAAAUACCCAAAGCUGCCCCAAUGGCAAAGUUCAUCCUCGAAGUAGACCAAUUUAUUUUAACCCCCAUUUCAACCACAACCAUUGAUGCUGAAGACAGUGAAACUCCAAAGUCGCUGCUUGUAUUCAACAUUACCAAGCCACCUCCUCAGGGCUUCAUCACUCACCUGUCUGACCACACAAAACCUAUUGGCUCCUUCACCUGGAGAGAUCUCAGUGACAUGCUCAUUGCUUAUCAGCCUCCAAAUAACAGCCACACAGAGAGGAGGAAUUAUGAGGUGGAGUUUGAGGUUCAUGACUUCCACUUUGAAAGGAGUUUACCAGUCACUGUCCAUCUUUCUAUCAGAACAACAGAUACAAAUGCCCCUCGGGUUUCAUGGAAUACAGGCCUCAACCUCCUAGAGGGGCAAUCACGACCCAUCACAUGGCAACACUUCCAAAUUGUAGACAAUGAUGACAUCCAAAAUGUUCACUUGGUCACUGUCGAUGGCUUACAGCAUGGGCGGCUCUCAGUGAGAGGAGGGAAAGGAUUCCUGUUCACAGUCUCUGACAUUCAGGCUGGAGUUGUUCACUACCAUCAUGAUGACAGUGAUUCUACUAAGGACUUUGUGGUAUUUAGAAUUUUUGAUGGCCCCCACAGUAUUCGCCACAAACUUCCAAUCAAUAUCCUCCCUAAAGAUGACAGCCCUCCAUUUCUGAUCAGCAAUAUGGUUAUUGAAGUUCUUGAGGGACAGACCAUCCUGAUUCAGGGCUCCAUGCUUCAUGCUUCUGACAUGGAUUCCAGUGAUGAUUACAUACUAUUCAAUAUUACCAAGCCAUCACAGGCUGGAGAAAUCAUGAAGAAACCAGGACCAAACAUGAUAGGGUAUUCUGUCAACAGUUUUCUUCAGAGGGAUCUAUUCAAUGGAAUAAUUUAUUAUCAUCAUUUGGGAGGAGAAGUAUUUGAAGAUUCCCUUGAGUUUGUGCUAUGUGACAGCCACGAUCCUCCCAAUCUCUCAGAGCCACAGGUGUUGAUGGUGCACGUUAUUCCUGUGGAUGAUCAACUACCCAGACAAGCCCCAGACGUGACCCGUCACCUGGUUGUUAAGGAGACUGAGAUUGCUCACUUAACUAAGAAACAUCUCCACUUCAUAGAUGUGGAAGAGCAAGACAGGGAGCUCACAUACACCAUAACCACUUCCCCAUUUUUCUCUUGCACCCAUAGCUACUCAGAUGCUGGGAAGCUGUUUAUGGUGGACACUAUCCCCAAAUUGGUCAAGGAUCCUGCUGCUCUUGCACUGCGGUCAUUUACUCAGCAUGCUGUGAACUAUAUGAAAGUUGCCUAUAUGCCACCACUGCAGGACAUCGGUCCUGAACCUCAGCAAGUCCAGUUUAUUUUUUCCGUCAGCAAUCAGCAUGGAGGUACUUUGUAUGGGAUCUGCUUCAAUAUUACAAUUCUUCCUGUGGACAAUCAAGCUCCAGAGGUUUUGACAAGCCAUUUGAGAGUGGAAGAGGGUGGCCUGGCCCCUGUUACAGAGGGACACAUUCUCAUCUCUGAUGUGGACACAAAACAGGAGCAUCUCCUCCUGCUCCUGCAGAGGCAGCCUCAGCAUGGGGUGGUGGAGCUGGAUGGCAUUCCCAUGAAUGAAGGCAACAGGCUUUCCUGCGAGGACCUGCGUACCCUGGCAGUCAGAUAUCGUCAUGAUGGCUCUGAGACUCUCACUGAUGAUGUUCUCUUUGCAGCCACAGAUGGCAUCCACUUUGUUGAGUUCAUCCUGCAGGUCAAGGUGCUGCCUGUGAAUGAUGAGCGACCUGUUAUGCGAACAGGCCUUGUUCCUGUGCUCCACUGCCUGGAGGGUGAAGAAGUGGUCAUCUCCUCAGAGUACAUUUCUGCUACAGACGCAGACAGUGAUGACAUGAAACUGAUGUUUAUGCUGCCUCGCCAGCCCUACCACGGGGUAGUGAGGAAAGCUGGUAUUGCUGUGGAUCAUUUCUCCCAAGCUGAUGUCAUCGCUGGUUUAGUCACGUACAAGCACACUAGUGGGGAGAUCGGCCUGACUCCUUCCAUUGAGAUCUUAACCUUCAUUGUCUCUGAUGGUGAGGCUGGCCUAGAUGUGAAAGACUGCUGUUAUGAUGGACCUCUUCCUCCUCCAGUUUCACCUCAUGAUCCAUUUCCUGUGUAUGACCUUAACAUCACUGUACUUCCAGUGGACAACCAGCCUCCAUCUAUUGCAACUGGUGCAAGUUUUGUGGUGGAGGAGGGCUCCUCCGCAGCCCUUACAGCCAACCACUUGUUUGCCACUGACCCUGACACCACUGCAGAUGACUUAGAGUUUGUGUUGGUUUCUCCCCCCCAGUUUGGUUACAUUGAAAAUAUACUGCCUUCUCCUGGGUUUGAGAAGAGCAACAUUGGAAUAAGUAUAGCUUCGUUUCAGCUGAAGCACCUGAAAGCCAUGAAUAUAAACUAUGUACAAGCCAGGCAUAUGCGAAUGGAGCCAACAGAGGACAAGUUUGUACUUUAUGUCACUGAUGGGUUGCAUCGCUCAGCAGAGACUCCAUUUUUUGUGCUGAUCACCCCAACCAAUGACGAAGUCCCAGAAUUCAUAGCCAGGAAUAUUACUGUUCAAGAAGGGGAGAUGAAAGAGCUGGAUCUCUCGGUUAUCAAUGCGGUUGACCUGGAUGUACCUCAAGACCAUUUGGUAUUUAGGGUUGUGCAGAGGCCCUGGUACGGAUUCCUUAUUAAUGGAAUCUAUGGCAAUGAUAUUCUACACUAUAAACAGUUAAUUAACCACAAUCACCACAGCCAUGGGUUGCUUGUUCAUGACUUUUCCAUGGAGCUACUGAAGAAUGGAAUGAAGCUGAUGUACAUGCAUGACAACUCUGAAAACCUCACUGACAGCUUUAAAAUCCAGCUAUCAGAUGGAAAACAUAAAGUCCUCAGAACCAUUUCAGUAAAGGUCAUUCCAGUUAAUGAUGAGAAACCACUGCUGAGCAAGAAGAAUGAUAUAGAGGUGAAUAUAGGUGAAACUCGAAUAAUUUCUAGUGCUGUUCUGUCAGCAGAAGAUAAAGAUACCCCCAGGGAGAGAAUUUACUACUUAUUUGAAAGACUUCCAGAAAAUGGUCAGCUUCAGCUCAAGGUAGGACAAGGCUGGGUGACUCUCCGAACUGGAAUGACAUGCACUCAGGAAGAGCUGGAUAUGAACCUUGUGAGAUAUGUCCAUACAGGAGCUGUAGGGUCCAAGAACCAAGACAGCUUCACGUUUUACCUCUGGGAUGGGUACAACAGAUCCCCAGCUGUGGACUUCUACAUAAAUGUCAAGGACAUGGAAAAGGGAGACAUUGCAGUUUUUAUGAAACUCCUCAGAGUGCCAAAAGGAGAUCAUGGCUACAUCACAACCAAUGUCCUCCUUGCACUGGACGGGACUGACAAGCCGGAGGAGCUCCUUUAUGUGAUAACCUCCCCACCCCAAUAUGGACAAAUAGAAUAUAUCAGCUAUCCUGGCAUCCCCAUUACAAACUUCAGUCAAAUGGAUGUAGCACGACAGAUUGUCUGCUACGUUCACAGCACAAAGGCAGCUGUUCUUGAAGAUACAUUCAGAUUCACCAUCAGCAAUGGACUGAGGACUAAGAAUGGGACAUUCAUAAUCUCCUUGGAGGCACUUGACCAAGCUUUGCCCACACUAUCUAGGAACAUGGGGUUAAAAACAAUGGAAGGCGCUAUGGCACUUCUCUCUCCUGAUGUCCUGCAGCUUUCAGACCCAGACACUGCCAAAGAAAACCUUACCUUCCUCUUGGCUCAGCUCCCCCAAUAUGGUCACCUCUAUUACCGUGGGGCUGUGCUACUGCAGUACAAUUUCACACAGCGAGAUGUGGACAACAGGGAUGUUGCAUACAAGCACCGAGGUGGGGAUUCCCAGAUGGACAGAUUUACAUUUGUUGCCACAGAUAGGACUAAUCAAGGCUUCAUCGUGAAUGGGAGAGUGCAGACCGAGCCAGUGGCAUUCACCAUUCAGGUGGAUCAUUUGGACAAAAUGGCACCAAAAAUUAUUCAUCUCCAUUGCUUUUCUGAUGUGGAACUGCUGAAUAAUGGCAAUUAUGGGAUCUAUAUUACUGCCAGGUCCCUGAAGGCAUCUGACCCCAAUACAGAAGAUGACAAAAUAAUUUUUAAGAUUUUGCAAGGUCCUCAUUAUGGCUACCUGGAAAAUACAACAACAGGUGGACUCAUUCGGGAAGGGUUUAGCCAAAAGGAUUUAAACAACAAAAUCAUACUUUAUGUCAUCAACCUGUCACAGGAAGUGAAUUCAGACAACUUGGAGUUUCAAGUCAUGGAUGCCAGAGGAAACUCUGCAGGGCCCCAAAGAUUGGAGCUAAAGUGGUCUCGGAUUGAAAUGCAACAGACUGAAUAUGAAGUGUGUGAGAGCGUAGGAGUGGUGUCUCUGAAAAUCACCAGGGCAGGACACUCAGUAGAGUCUGCCUUUAUCACUGUGAAGGUCAAUGAAAUAUCUGCUAUGCUGGGAAAGGACUUUACAGUGACUCCCUCUAAGCUUGUUCAGUUUGAUCCAGGAAUGUCAACCAAGACAUGGAAUAUAGCAAUUACCUGUGACGGAUUAGAGGAAGAUGAUGAAGUCUUUGAAGUAGUUCUGAACUCCCCUGUGAAUGCUGUUCUUGGCACACGGACAAGAGCUGUAGUGAAAAUUUUGGACUCAAAAGGAGGUCAGUGCAGCUAUUCCCAUUCUUCUAGCCAAAGCAAGCAUGGCUUCUGGGGGAGAGAAACACUGUUUCCAGUUUCCAAAGGCUCCUCAUCACCUUCCAGGCCUGGCAAUUUUUCCCUGGAAGGGAUCCCACUGCCUCCUUCCAAAGGGAUGAGAGAGCAUGGAGGGGACCCGUGGCGGGAGCACAGCUUGGUGAAUCUGUCAAGGACCAGGCUGAGAGUGACUGGAAAUGGCAGAAUAGUUCAGCCUUCAUCUGUAUUUAGAAAUGGAACAGAUGUGGUUUUCAAAUAUCAUGGGAUGGUAUCACUCAAAAUAGAGGAUGACACCUCAUCAGCUAAAACUAGCAAGAGGGCAAAACCACAGGUAAAUGUCAUCUCCUCUAAGAAGAUAGAAAUCCCACAGGCUGAUAAGGCAGAACUUGCAUCUGAACCAAGUUCAAGACAUAAGGAUUUUUACUCUUUUCCGAAGGCCUGUACAUCAGAUUUAAAGGGUCUCUUGCAUUAUGAAGAAAGCACUCAAAAGUUAUUUCAGUGUGACGGGAUAACAUGGAAAUUCUGGAAUUCCCAAAGCAAGGAGGUAAGCAUGAAGAAAUGUCCUUCUGGAUGGAGUUAUCAUGAAGGCAGCUGCUACUUCCUGGUAGUGAAUCACAAGGUCACCUGGAACACUGCUGCUCAGGCUUGCAGAGAACAAUACCUGGGGAGUCUAGCAAGUGUGGCUAAUGAACAACACAUGCAGUGGCUGUGGGACUUCGGUGGGAGGAUGCCCUUUUGGAUAGGCUUGAAUGACCAAGUCAAUCCUGGACAUUGGGAGUGGAACGGAGGAGAACCUGUAACCUACAUAAACUGGAGAAGAGGCUCCAACCGCUUUCCAGUGAGAGGAAGAAAUUGUGUAUUUGUGCAGAAGCGAGGAAAAUGGCAAGCAACUGACUGCAAGAAUGUCAGACCAAACAGCUAUAUAUGUUCAAGAAAGUUGUAAGAAAUGGAGGAUGCCUGUGAAAGCAUAAGUGGACAUUCAUGCUGUUUCAGUGUAUUAUCUGCAGACAUGGGAGUAUAGUUAGAAAACUGUCCUGAUUAUCAGCAAGGUUUAUGUUAUAUGCUGCCAGAGGUGCAGAUGCACUGCCUCUAACCAAGGUAUAGAGGUCCACUGCAAAGUUUAAGUCUAGAUUAAAUUUUGAAUUCUCCCCAAAGACAUUGAUAUAUCACUUACUCGUAUGUAUUUUUACACCAAAGAGCUAGGCCUCAGAGCUUUCAUUGCACUUCUGUGUAAAAGUACUUAAAAAAAAAAAAGUAGCAAAUCAGUUGAUUUGCUUUGCUCUUAAGGAGGGGUUGUGAAUUGGCUGUUGCUUUAAUUUGUUUGCAAUAAAAACUGCAGUCACAAAAGGAGGAAGACUGCUGGGGGUGAAAAUGGGGCCAGACUUUUGGCUAGAACCAGGUCCUCUUGGGUGAUGAGGGGAGUGACAUCAUGUAAGCACACAGGGCUUCUUUGGUUGAUGCCUUAGUGCAGUGUCUUACAAAAGUACCACUGGUUGGAUUUAGUGACAGAGUACAACAGGAGCAAAGUCUGGGGUUUUUUUUCCUACCUCCCAAGGCCAAUUCUGGAUCCCUAUGGAUCUGUUCAUACAGAGUUGCAUAUUGUUUCAUAUUCCUAACCAAAAUUUUUAAUUGUUUUUUUGAAUUGCAGGAUACUGGUGUAAUUUUUAGUGUAAUUAAAUAAUGGGACAUCUCUACAUCUAAUGUUAUAUCAAAAGAAUGAUUUAUUAAAAAAAUACUGAAGCUUAAUCCUAGAAUAUUAUCUUGGGAUAUUCAGUGACACAUGAACAUCAAUAGGAUUUAUAUGUGUGUAUAAACCAAUGUAAUCAUGAGACAUAUUUUGUACUAAAGCAGCUAUGGCUUUUGAAAAGUAUUAAUCUAAGUCCUUAUUAGGGAUUUGAGGUUUAUGAAUAAUAUUUAAAAAUCCAGAUUUAUUUCUGAGAAAGAGUUUAAAAUCAGCCGUUAAUAGGAAAAAAAACAGUUGGCCAUAAGUUAUUAUUUUAGAUAUACACAGUUGCAGUAUAACCAUUUUGUAACAUUGUAAUAAAUUUAUAUUUGACCUGUCAAAAGCUUGCUUUAGGACCUUCUUACUGCCGCCCUUAACAUUAAAAAAAAAAGAAACCAGGCAUAAGUUUCCCAAAAAAUAUAAAAUUCAAGCUCCCCUCAAACCCUCUCUUUGCCCAGUGGGUGACAGUUGGUCUGGUACUGAGUGGGGUAAAUUUACCCUGUACCUAUGAACUCUCAUCCCCCCCAUCUGUCUGCCAGCUGCCACCAGUUGAUCCUCCCCUUAAUCAUCUGUUCAGCCAGCCUCUGGAUCAAUUUUGCCCCAAAGGUGCAAAACCUCCUUCUAAGGUUUCUCACAGCAAUUUCUCAGUCCUGCACGGGACAGAUGCAACAGAAUCACCUCUCCUCUCUGGGCUGAGGGACACUUUCAGGGGUUAUAUAUCCCUCUUCCUUGCCUCUGGUGUGCAUUGGUUACUCAUCCUCCCUCCUUGCCUGUGACAAGUUAAAUCAAUAUGCAUGUGAGUAGCUGGACAGCCUUUGUAUAUAGGAAAGAACCUUUCUGAAAGGGCUGUUGCCUAUAAACAUGAGCGUAUUACAAAAUCAGAGAAAAAAGAACUGCAGACAGAGCUUCCUCACCCUUAUUGUUGCUAUCAACAGAUACAGACAAAAAUAUUUCCAGGAUUUCUCUCUAUUUUUUCCUUUUUUUUCCCCUUUUUUUUUAAUGAUAAUAUUUAUGACAAGCUUCUAGACACUUUUUCUAGACAUUAGCUCUUUUGUUUAAGAAGUUUUCUAAAUCAACAUAUAUAGGCUAAUUGUCUCCAAACCAGGUACUCCUGAGUACCCAUCCAGACCUAAUUUUAUUUCUGAUAGUUUUCAUUACAGAAAAAAAUUAGCAUCUAAAAAAGCACUCUUGAGAUCUCUCAGUGGUGUGUUAUGGAAUUCCAGGGAAAGCUGACUAAGAGAGACACAAGCAUAAACUUUUAUUUCUUUAUGACCCUCUUUUAAUAAAAGCUGUAGAGUUUAUUGGUGCUAUCUUUAUAAAGCCUAUUGAGAUUGCCCAAAUACCUCUCUAAAUUAUUUAAUAAAUGAAUUAUAUCAAUGAGAGGGAAUUUGAAAAAGGUGCUUGUUACUCGAUCAGUAACUAAUAAAUGACUCAUGCCAUCUGAGACAACAGUGACCUCAGGUUUGUCUUUGUAAGAAGAGGGGAAAUUUUCCCUUUUCUGUAUUUCAUUUGAACUGCCUUAAAGUGAUUGCAGAGUAUGAAGAUUCACUACACAACAGAAUGUUAGGUGUGCAAACUGUAUGUGCUACUGUUCUAAUUAUACCUAAUACAAUACACUAAUGAAACAAAAAUUCUUAUAUUGCAGUGCAAGUUUAUUUCUGCUCUGAAAGGCUGCUGUAUUGUUUUUCAAUAUAAUCAAUUCUUCCAAAUGUUUAUUAAUAAAUUUUAAUUUUUCUGUCCUUAAAAGAGAAGUAUUUUUUCAGAGAUUUUUACAACUUUUAUUUUUAUUAUUAGAAUACUGGAGUUCAAUGAAUACAGCAUACUCGGAUCAGGGAAAGUAAAAAUAAGGGUUUUUUUUCCUGUUGACAUAGGAAAUUAUUGCAUCUAAGAAGUUUAGUAAAGGAUGGGCCUAAAACCCUGAGGAGCUUUGGGGAUAUUUCCAGUCUUCAAUACUUUUGAAUUAGACUGAGUAAACUCAGGUAAAAAUCAGUAUUUAGAGGAUCAGCAUCAGCAGGGGAAUUUCAAAACGCUGAAAGUAAGAAUAAGGAGUGUGUAAAUUCUGGUGUUCGCCUAUGGAUGUCACACUUUCUGGAUAAACAAAGGAUUUAUUUCACCAGAACUAUCCAUAUACCUUUUAAGAGCAAUAGAACCAAGAUGCAACAGCUCAGUGAAAAGAACCCAGUACUUAGCCUAGAUUUCUAUAGUGACGGGCAGUGUGAGUUCUUUGUGUGCUUGUCACUUUUAACCACCUUCACUCCCUGUCAAAUAUCUUUUAAAUAUGUUGACCAAUUUCAAACAAAUUUGAUAGAAAAGUAGUUGACUCAAAGACAACAGUUAUGAAAAAAUGGCUAGGCAACCGGUCACAGGAACACUUUUUCCAAACCAAAAUAUUCCAAAAUAUUUGUGUUGCUAUUAACUUUAAAGUAUCAAGUUUUUAGUCUGAAAAAUAUCAGAAAAGUUUUUUUUUCUACACAUGGAAACUCACUGAAUGUUUUCAAGUCUUUAUUAACUCAAAUUAUAAAAAUAAUUUGGAGAGAAUUAUGUGUAAGAUUCAGUGAAUACUGUGAUUCUACAUUAUUUACAUCACAAGACUGGUGCUACUGUAAUUCUUGUAUUCAA